UAGUGGUCUUUUUCGUCCUUGCUCCCUUCGUACUCGCACAGUAGCCUUUUCUUCUACUUUACCCACUUUCUUUAUCGCGAUCCAUUCUUGGCUUUUCCCUCAGUUGGUUGGCCGAAUCGGCGGGCAUUGUUGUCUAUUUAUCGCACCUUUUACCCUCCCCGCCUUUGGAUUUCUCAUCGUUCUAUCUGGGAGAGAGGAUUUGUAGGUUGGGGAAAAAACAAAAAGGCUAAAAUGACGAAGGUACCGCUGCCACCGUCGCCGACUGGGUCGGUGACCUACGAGCCUGAGCACGUCAUGAACUAUAGAGGUGGAUCGGUGCUGGGGAAGAAGACAAUUCUGAAGAGUGACCACUUCCCUGGCUGCCAAAACAAGCGCCUCACUCCGCAGAUUGACGGCGCUCCCAAUUACAGGCAGGCUGGAUCUUUGCCAGUUCAUGGAGUUGCUAUUCCUACAAUCAAUGGAAUCCGAAAUGUACUUGUUCAUAUUGACGCACGACAAAAUGGAAAGCAGAAGAAAGUACUUUGGCAUAAUCUCCGUGAAGAACCAGUUGUAUACAUAAAUGAUCGUCCCUUUGUAUUGCGAGAUGUGGAAAAGCCCUUCUCCAACCUUGAGUACACGGGAAUAAACAGUGUUAGAGUUGAACAAAUGGAAUCUCGCUUAAAAGAAGAUAUCCUUAUAGAAGCAGCCCGAUACGGGAGUAAAAUCCUUGUAACCGACGAACUGCCAGAUGGUCAGAUGGUGGACCUGUGGGAGCCAGUGACACGGGAUUAUGUUAAGACUCCCUUGGAGGUUUAUCAAGAGUUACAGAUGGAAGGUUUCCUUGUUGAUUAUGAGCGGGUUCCUAUAACAGAUGAAAAAUCCCCUAAAGAGCGAGACUUUGAUGAUUUGGUGCAUCGGAUUUCUCAAGUGGAAAAUGAUACUGAAUAUAUUUUCAAUUGUCAAAUGGGUAGGGGAAGAACUACGACAGGGAUGGUGAUAGCUACUCUGGUUUACCUUAAUCGUAUUGGAGCAUCUGGCAUUCCAAGGACACAUUCCAUUGGAAAAAUCUACAAUAAUGGAUUAGAUGUCUCUGAUAAUAUGCCUAAUUCUGAGGACGCUGCUCGGAGAGGUGAAUACCCUGUUAUUAGAAGCCUAAUUCGUGUACUGGAGGGCGGAUUAGAGGGAAAAAGGCAGGUGGAUAAAGUUAUUGAUAAGUGUGACGCCAUGCAGAAUUUGAGAGAAGCUAUCGGCAAUUAUCGUAACAACAUACUUCGUCAGCCUGAUGAAAAGAAGAGGGAAGCCUCACUUUCCUUCUUUGUUGAAUACUUGGAAAGAUAUUACUUCCUUAUCUGCUUUGCUGUUUACAUCCAUACAGAAAGAGCAGUUCUUCAUGCAAUUUCAUCUGAGAGAAAUACAUUUUCAGACUGGAUGAGAGCAAGACCUGAACUGUAUAGCAUACUUCGCAGUUUAAGAAUCGCUCAACCCUGUGCUGCAGAGGAAUCUAUGGAUAUUGAAAUCUAG
This is a messenger RNA of Dendrobium catenatum, 1500 nucleotides long. RefSeq names its product paladin-like. The record is from RefSeq and is a predicted model, not a curated record. Lineage: Eukaryota; Viridiplantae; Streptophyta; Magnoliopsida; Asparagales; Orchidaceae. The coding region runs from base 232 to 1500 and encodes 422 amino acids. The transcript has 11 exons.